Myripristis murdjan (pinecone soldierfish) is the source of this 1799-nucleotide messenger RNA. RefSeq names its product RuvB-like AAA ATPase 1 (gene ruvbl1). Gene Ontology annotation, molecular function: ATP binding; ATP-dependent activity, acting on DNA. The record is from RefSeq and is a predicted model, not a curated record. Lineage: Eukaryota; Metazoa; Chordata; Actinopteri; Holocentriformes; Holocentridae.
UCUCCCGUGGUAACACACAUGGAAACACAUUUCUCAGUGUUUUGAGUUUACGCGCCGAUUGUGGCGGUGAGAGUAUUAAAUAGGGGCAUCGACGGCUUUUUCGUUGCCUUUAUCGGGCCUUUGUCAUUUCUAGGCCACACGUUUGUAAAAAUAACACAAUAAUGAAGAUCGAGGAGGUGAAAAGCACCACGAAAACGCAGCGGAUCGCGUCGCACAGUCAUGUGAAAGGACUCGUGGACGAGGCCGGGAACGCCAAGCAGACAGCAGCCGGUCUGGUGGGACAGGAGACUGCCCGAGAGGCAUGUGGCAUCAUUGUCGAGUUGAUCCGCUCAAAGAAGAUGGCAGGGAGGGCAGUUUUACUGGAUGGUCCCCCUGGCACAGGAAAGACUUGCCCUUGCCUUGGCGAUGGCACAGGAGUUGGGCAACAAAGUGCCUUUCUCUGCCCUAUGGUUGGCAGCGAGGUCUACUCGUCUGAGAUUAAGAAAACAGAGGUUCUGAUGGAGAAUUUCAGGAGAGCCAUCGGAUUACGUAUCAAGGAGACAAAGGAGGUGUAUGAAGGGGAGGUGACAGAGCUGACCCCCUGUGAGACGGAGAAUCCCAUGGGCGGCUAUGGAAAAACCAUCAGCCACGUCAUCAUCGGUCUGAAGACGGGCAAAGGCACAAAGCAGCUCAAGCUGGAUCCCAGUAUUUAUGAGAGUCUUCAGAAGGAGCGCGUAGAAGUGGGAGAUGUCAUCUACAUUGAAGCCAACAGUGGAGCCGUCAAGAGACAAGGUCGUUGUGACACAUUUGCCACAGAGUUUGAUCUAGAGGCAGAGGAGUAUGUGCCGCUGCCCAAAGGCGAUGUCCACAAGAAGAAAGAGAUCAUCCAAGAUGUCACACUGCACGACCUGGAUGUUGCAAACGCCAGACCCCAGGGAGGCCAGGACAUCCUCUCCAUGAUGGGACAACUGAUGAAGCCCAAGAAGACAGAGAUCACAGACAAGCUGCGCGCUGAGAUCAACAAGGUGGUGAAUCGGUACAUCGACCAAGGUGUCGCUGAACUAGUUCCCGGUGUGCUCUUUGUGGACGAGGUGCACAUGCUGGACAUUGAAUGCUUCACCUACCUCCAUCGAGCCUUGGAAAGCACCAUCGCCCCCAUCGUAGUGUUCGCCUCAAACAGGGGAAACUGCCUAAUCAGGGGAACAGAGGACAUCAGCUCCCCCCAUGGGAUCCCACUGGACCUGCUGGAUAGAGUUAUGAUAAUUCGAACCAUGUUGUACACACCUCAGGAGAUGAAGCAGAUCAUCAAGAUCCGUGCUCAGACAGAAGGGAUCAAUAUCAGCGAUGAAGCACUUACUCACCUGGGAGAAAUUGGCACCAAGACCACACUCAGGUAUGCUGUCCAGUUGCUUACCCCUGCCAGUCUGCUGGGCCGGGUUCAGGGGAAGGAGAACGUGGAGAGGGAGCAGGUAGAGGAAAUAAAUGAGCUCUUCUAUGAUGCCAAGUCGUCCGCCAAGAUCCUCCAAGACCAGCAUCACAAUUCAUGAAGUGAAACUGAAUGUUUGACUUUUGGUUCAAAACUUUCUCUCACAGGAUGAGCAUUUUCAGCCUGACAUCAUCUGGUUUACUUUGUUACCCUCAUCCUACCAUGCUUCUUUAUUUUGCAUUUUCCCCUAUUUCAUGCUCCCUUUACUCUUUCUAGGGUUUCCCUGACUGUGUAUCAUUUACUGUAGUAAAUUUGUUCCAAUGAAUUUAAGUUUUAUUCAUUCUAUUUGUUGAUGAAAAUAAUUUUUUGAAUAAAAGAAAAAGAGACGAAUGAG